UGUUCAGUUUCCCAGUCCACCAUCCCAGAGCAGCUCUCCCCAAUCAAGCACUGACAGGGUCUGUAACUGUGUGGAAGGUCUGAGAAAGUUGCUAUAGAAGAUGUGCGAGGAAGAAGACAGCACUGCACUGGUUUGUGACAAUGGCUCGGGACUUUGUAAGGCUGGCUUUGCUGGGGAUGAUGCUCCGAGAGCAGUUUUUCCUUCCAUUGUGGGACGUCCCAGGCACCAGGGUGUGAUGGUAGGCAUGGGGCAGAAAGACAGCUACGUAGGAGACGAAGCUCAAAGCAAGAGAGGGAUCCUGACCCUGAAAUAUCCCAUAGAACAUGGAAUCAUCACCAACUGGGAUGAUAUGGAGAAGAUUUGGCAUCAUUCUUUCUACAAUGAGCUGCGUGUUGCCCCCGAAGAGCAUCCAACUCUGCUUACAGAAGCACCUUUGAAUCCCAAAGCUAACCGAGAAAAAAUGACACAGAUCAUGUUUGAGACUUUCAAUGUCCCAGCUAUGUAUGUUGCUAUUCAGGCUGUCCUGUCCCUCUAUGCUUCCGGACGUACAACAGGGAUUGUGCUUGACUCUGGGGAUGGUGUCACCCACAAUGUGCCAAUCUAUGAAGGCUAUGCACUGCCUCAUGCCAUCAUGCGCCUGGACUUGGCUGGCCGAGAUCUUACAGACUACCUCAUGAAAAUCCUAACAGAACGUGGCUACUCAUUUGUUACUACGGCUGAGCGUGAAAUUGUCCGUGACAUCAAGGAGAAGCUUUGCUAUGUUGCUCUGGACUUUGAAAAUGAGAUGGCCACUGCUGCUUCUUCAUCAUCCCUCGAGAAAAGCUACGAGCUACCUGAUGGUCAGGUGAUCACAAUAGGGAAUGAACGUUUCCGCUGCCCAGAGACCCUUUUCCAGCCCUCUUUCAUUGGCAUGGAAUCUGCUGGCAUUCAUGAAACGACCUAUAAUAGCAUCAUGAAGUGUGACAUCGAUAUCAGAAAAGACCUUUAUGCAAACAAUGUCCUAUCUGGUGGAACCACUAUGUACCCUGGCAUUGCUGACCGAAUGCAAAAGGAGAUCACUGCCCUGGCACCCAGCACUAUGAAAAUAAAGAUUAUUGCUCCUCCUGAACGCAAGUACUCUGUUUGGAUUGGUGGCUCUAUCCUUGCCUCUCUUUCCACCUUCCAGCAAAUGUGGAUCAGCAAACAGGAAUAUGACGAGGCUGGCCCAUCCAUUGUUCACCGCAAAUGCUUCUAAACUGCUGCCUUCCUUCGUUCUUACUUUCCCCUUUCCCUGCUCUCUAAGUACAUUAAUGUGAAUAUAUUCAGGAACAGUGUUGUUUUUAUAACUUUAUUCCACACAUCUUCAUAUCUGGCUAUGUUUUCAACUAGAUUUAUGUGUAUUUUUUGUGUGUGAUGAGGAAUAAAUUGUAAACAUGCUAUCAGUUAGGUGCUUCCAAAUUUUCUUAAUAAAAACAUCUCCAGUUAUUCUUACUCUUA
This is a messenger RNA of Rhineura floridana, 1476 nucleotides long. It is a transcript of the gene ACTA2, whose product is annotated as actin alpha 2, smooth muscle. The transcript has 9 exons. The record is from RefSeq and is a predicted model, not a curated record. Bases 101 to 1234 code for a protein of 377 amino acids. Lineage: Eukaryota; Metazoa; Chordata; Lepidosauria; Squamata; Rhineuridae.